Messenger RNA from Acinonyx jubatus (cheetah), 534 nucleotides. Its product is annotated as histone H2A type 1-B. Bases 74 to 466 code for a protein of 130 amino acids. Gene Ontology annotation, cellular component: nucleosome. Lineage: Eukaryota; Metazoa; Chordata; Mammalia; Carnivora; Felidae. The record is from RefSeq and is a predicted model, not a curated record. Gene Ontology annotation, molecular function: DNA binding; structural constituent of chromatin; protein heterodimerization activity. The transcript has a single exon.
CAUCUUUUUGCUGCUUCCAGGACAUUUCUUUUUCGCUUUUCCUGCGGACUCUCUCUCGCAGAUACCACUCGCUAUGUCUGGACGCGGAAAGCAGGGCGGCAAGGCUCGCGCCAAGGCCAAGACGCGCUCGUCGCGGGCCGGGCUGCAGUUCCCGGUGGGCCGCGUGCACCGCCUGCUCCGCAAGGGCAACUACUCGGAGCGGGUGGGGGCCGGCGCGCCGGUGUACCUGGCGGCCGUGCUGGAGUACCUGACGGCCGAGAUCCUGGAGCUGGCGGGCAACGCGGCCCGCGACAACAAGAAGACGCGCAUCAUCCCGCGCCACCUGCAGCUGGCCAUCCGCAACGACGAGGAGCUCAACAAGCUGCUGGGUCGCGUCACCAUCGCGCAGGGCGGCGUCCUGCCCAACAUCCAGGCCGUGCUGCUGCCCAAGAAGACCGAGAGCCACCACAAGGCCAAGGGCAAGUGAAACGUUUACGGAAUCUGCCUGCUCUCCCAAUCCCGAAAAUCAAAGGCUCUUUUAAGAGCCACCCAUCU